AUGCCACUGAAACUAUUUCCUCAUAGCCUCUUUCCCACAGCAAAGCUUCAACCUCCGUCACAUCUCUUCUCCGCGCCUGCGGUGUUGCAGCUGAAGAAUGGAACAACAACGACAACAACAACGACAACAAUGUCCCGCCUCAGAAACCCAACGCGGAGGUUCCCUACUACUACUGCUGCAAUCUCAGCCUCAUCUGCACCACUUGAUUUAACAGAGGAAAAUAUUGAGCAGGUCCUUACCGAUGCCAAAACAGAGCUGGGACAACUCUUUGACACUUCAGUUAACAUAACAGGAAAAGUCGAACUCGCAGAACUGGAUGGACCUUAUGUGAAGAUCAGGCUCAGCGGCCGAUUUUGGCACAAACGUUCCACGGUUUUGGCUAGGUUGGGGAAUUACUUGAAGCAAAGAAUACCUGUAAGUGCUGAUCCUCGUUCUGUUUCAACUUCAUUUGAAGAUCGUGCUGAGCUCGUUUCUGGGCUUCCCUCAUCUCAGGAAAUUUUGGAGGUGGAUAUAGAAGACGAGAAGCAGCUUGAUGAUAGCCCUGCAAACUUUUGACACAGAGCUCACAGUGUCAUUGAAACAGUAAUCCUGUUAGAUUUAUCACCAACUAGACAUUUAUCUCGGUUUUAUGGAGCAUGAACGUUGAUUUUGGUAAUGAUAUUUAAAUGCUACACCCAAUGUUGAGGGAAUAUCAA
This is a messenger RNA of Salvia miltiorrhiza (redroot sage), 695 nucleotides long. RefSeq lists its product as uncharacterized. Lineage: Eukaryota; Viridiplantae; Streptophyta; Magnoliopsida; Lamiales; Lamiaceae. The transcript has 3 exons. The coding region runs from base 1 to 555 and encodes 184 amino acids. The record is from RefSeq and is a predicted model, not a curated record.